UUACUUGAGACAGUCAUGAUUUCUGCUGCUCCGGCUGAAGUGCGUUUGCUACUUUCUUUGCUAUUUUUGCCGCAGAAGGAGUUGUUGCUGGGAGGCUCUCGGGGCAGUGUCGCUCUGGUUCCGCCCAGUGCGGAAGCUGAGGGGCGUUCCUCCAUGUCCGUGGCCUAUCCUGACAGGAUAGGGGCAGGAUGGGGCGGGGCCGGCGGCUGCCCCGGCGGGCGGCUUCCCGCGCCCGGCACCGCCUCAGGGCGCCCGCGCGCGGACAUGGCGGCGCCCGCCUACCCCGCCUGGGUGACGCGCUGGGUGUCGGGGCAGUGGCGGAACAAGAAGCGGCCCCCGGCGCUCCGCCCGCCCCGAACACUGGCGCUGGCCGACAAGGUGGCGAACCGCCGGGAGCAGUCGACAGAGGCAACGUGCAUUACGGAGAUGUCAGUAAUGAUGGCCUGCUGGAAACAGAAUGACUUCAACGACACGCCUUGUGCCAAGGAGAUCAGGAUGUUCUAUGACUGCGUGGCAAAGGCAGAAAAAGAGCGCAAGAAUCAAAAUGAGGACACCCUGGCAUCCAGGGGAAAUUUGCCUUCAAGCAAAGUGAACAAGCUCCUGAAGAGGUUUCCUCAGAUCACACGUUAUGUAUAAUAUACGUUAUGAAAGAGACUGUGGACAAGCAAUUAAAGUUGGGGUCUUGGUCAAAAAAAGGAAAGUCAAAUUGAGUGAAUUUUUGAUGUCAAGUGGUGUGUGGAUCUUGACCCUGCUUUUGAUUCCAGAGCAAAAACCACUCAUCUUUAGUAUCAGCUGAUUUUGUUCAUGAGGCUCUUGGGUCUUGCAGUGUUAGGAUUUCUGCAGCGUGUUGUUCAGCUUGCUACUCAGGUCCUCACUGUUAAAGAGGACUUCUUCGUGUGCAAGCUUCUUGCCCAGCUCUUGGCUCAAACACUGAUAGUAAUGAUGGUAUGAUGGCUCAUACUCUUACAUGGGUGUAACACCAUCUGGUGCCUCUUGAAAUUUUUUUAAUUUCCACUGCUGUAAAAAAAAAAGGCUGUAAAAUUUAGAAAAAAUCUCCAGCAAAAUACCUUGUUCAUACAUAAUACAUUGGUAAGUAUCAAAUAUAACUUUAACAUGGAAGUUUGUGAUUUAGACCCUCUGAUUUGCAGAUAGGACAGGUAUGGUACCACAUAAGUUUGAUUAUUUUGUCUGUACUGUAAUAAAGCAAGACUGGUGUUUGACUUGGGCAUCUCAUAAUCUACAACAAAA
Messenger RNA from Motacilla alba alba, 1248 nucleotides. It is a transcript of the gene CHCHD1, whose product is annotated as coiled-coil-helix-coiled-coil-helix domain containing 1. Gene Ontology annotation, molecular function: RNA binding. Gene Ontology annotation, biological process: mitochondrial translation. The coding region runs from base 16 to 636 and encodes 206 amino acids. Gene Ontology annotation, cellular component: mitochondrion; nucleoplasm; mitochondrial ribosome. The record is from RefSeq and is a predicted model, not a curated record. Lineage: Eukaryota; Metazoa; Chordata; Aves; Passeriformes; Motacillidae. The transcript is spliced from 3 exons.